AUGCAAAAACUGACACUUGUGCUACUUCUCAGUAUUCUUUGCAUUGUCGCGUGUCAAUGGGGUCCUGGUGGCUGGGGCGGUGGCCCUGGUCGAUGGGGCGGAUGGGGAGGAAACCGAUGGGGUGGCGGAGGACCAGGAGGAUGGGGUGAAAAUAAUGGAGGAGGCAAUUGGGGAGGCAACAGAGGUGGAAAUUGGGGUGGAAAUUUUAAUUUGAAAUCUCAGUUUCGAAGUUUUCCAGACAACGGAGGUCCUGGUGGCUGGAAUGGAGGAGGUGGCCGUGGCGGUGGAUGGGGUGGAAAUAACGAUGGGGGAAAUUGGGGAGGCGGUGGACGUGGCGGAUGGGGAGGAAACAACGGUGGAGGCGGAGGAAAUAACGAAGGUGGAAAUUGGGGAGGCAGUGGACGUGACGGAUGGGGAGGAAACAACGGUGAAGGCGGAGGCCGAGGCGGUGGUAGACGAGGACCCCCAGGAUCCGGAGGAGGAGAUUGGGGAGGAAACGGAGGAGGAGGUCGAGGAGGUGGCCGUGGAGGCGGUGGAGGACGUGGAGGAGAAUCGACUGGAGAACGAAUAGCUGAGAAUGUUCUUGGCGCACUUUUGGGAUGA
Molecule: messenger RNA, 603 nt
Organism: Caenorhabditis briggsae
Lineage: Eukaryota; Metazoa; Nematoda; Chromadorea; Rhabditida; Rhabditidae
Gene: Cbr-grsp-1
Product: Protein CBR-GRSP-1
Exons: 5
Coding region: 1-603 (200 amino acids)
Source: RefSeq, a predicted model, not a curated record